GUUUUGUUUCACCCUAUGUGGCCAGUAGUAAAAAUUUAACACCAAAAAAUGUCUCUUUCAAAAUUAGGGCUUUUUUACUUAUCUAAAAAUAAUUUGUGCAGUUCUAGUGUAGCAGUGAGGAACUACGUUGAUUUUCAACGACGAGAAUUAAGUACGAGUAAAGUGCAGUUUGCUAAAUUGGCCCAAGAAAAGAAACCUGACUGGAAUAAGGCUGUAACAGAAGCCGAGAAGAUUGUUGGAUAUCCUACAUCAUUUUUGAGUUUACGAUGGCUUUUGAGUGAUGAAAUUGCAAAUGUUGCAUUACAUUUGAGGAAGCUGGUUGGAUCCAAUCAUCCUUUACUUAAAACUGCAAAGGAAAUAAUUUACAAUGGAAAAAACAACAUGCAAGCGUGGGGCCUUAUCGUGCUGCUCGUCUCAAAAGCAGCCGGCCACUCGGCGGACACACCCGACUUGGAGCAGGACAAGGCGGCCGGCGUGCUGCACAGCCAGCGCGCCCUUGCGGAAGUCACCGAGAUGAUACGGACUAGCCAUUUGGUGCACAAGGGCCUAGUAAAUCUACAAUUGCAAGCGAAUGUCGCCGAAGACCUAAUGUUCGGCAACAAAAUUGCCCUUUUGAGCGGCGAUUAUCUGCUAAGCAACAGCUGUAUCGAGCUGGCGAACUUGCGGAACCAGGAGGUGGUCGAGUUGAUGAGUUCCGCUGUUAGGGACUUGGCAGAGGCGGAGUUCGUCGGACCCAGGGACAAGCAGAAUAAUGCGUUGCCAGCCAGGCCGAGGACCGAUAUUGUCGAAUAUAAGCAGUUUACUGAUAAAACUUUGGAACCUUGGGUUGUCAGCGAAGCAUUGGGCGAUGCUGUGACAGAAUGGACCUUAAGACAUGUUCUAAAUGCUGGGAGUCUUCUGGGCAAAUCAUGCCAAGGCACUCUGAAACUAGCAGGCCACCCGGUAGACCUCCAAGAAAAAGGCUACCUGUUUGGUAAACACCUUGCCUUGGCCUGGCAAGCCUGCCUGGACCGCGAACCGUUCCUUCUCGACGCAAAGGGCAGCUUCAGCUUGGUCAGCGCUCCCGUUCUGUUCGCCUUGCAGCACGAUCCCAAUCUAUACGAAACUAUAGAGAAAGGAUUUGAGUCUGUGGACGACGUGGACUACGAUGCGUUGAAGAAAGUCGUUCUUAACGGUCCCGGUAUAGAGAAAACCAAAGAUUUGCAGAGGGAACAUUCCAAGAUGGCGCUGGAGAUGCUCAACGAGCUUCCGGAAUCCGACGCUAGAAACGCUUUGGCGAAUAUUAUUGCGGCUAUGCAAGAUUUGUAGAUGAGAGGUAUUUUUUUUAUUUAUUUAAAUUUACAAUAUUUUUAGAGUGUAUACACUAUAUAAUGGGUUAUUUUUUAUAAAGUUUUUUUUACAUGCAAAAUUUUAAACAUGACUUUUGCCAUUUUACAGCACAACAUAAAAACAAUAGUUACCAUUUUAUCUACCAGUCGCAAACCACAAAAUAAUAAAUGUAUUGUUUAUUUUAAUCUGUGAUAUAUUCCGGUACUGAUAGUUUUGUCAGUUUGUAUACAGAAGAUUUUUAUAAAUAACAUUAAUAUUUUAUACAAAUUGGUGGAGGAUGUAAAUAUUUAUUUUGUAUUUUUUUAUAAAAAUAAAGUUUGUUAUUAGUUAACAUUUGUCUUAUUUACAUAAAUCAUAUCCCAAAUUAUUGCUA
Brassicogethes aeneus is the source of this 1702-nucleotide messenger RNA. NCBI's taxonomy places the organism in Eukaryota, Metazoa, Arthropoda, Insecta, Coleoptera, Nitidulidae. The record is from the annotation of a GenBank genome assembly.